Manihot esculenta (cassava) is the source of this 1237-nucleotide messenger RNA. RefSeq names its product NAD(P)H-quinone oxidoreductase subunit O, chloroplastic. Lineage: Eukaryota; Viridiplantae; Streptophyta; Magnoliopsida; Malpighiales; Euphorbiaceae. The coding region runs from base 119 to 610 and encodes 163 amino acids. Gene Ontology annotation, cellular component: plasma membrane. Gene Ontology annotation, molecular function: oxidoreductase activity, acting on NAD(P)H, quinone or similar compound as acceptor. The record is from RefSeq and is a predicted model, not a curated record. The transcript has 6 exons.
UGCCCUGCCCUGCCCUGCAGCCAAGCUAAUUCACUAGUCACUUAUCUAUAGCCUCCAGAGUCCUGACUGUCCAAAACCGAAACAGUGACGUCUUCGAGUAGCUCUCUAUCUCUCUGGUAUGGCUGCUGCUCUGUCUGCCCCUCCAUUAAGAAGCUACUUCCGAUGCCCAUCUCCAUAUCAACAAGGCUUAAGAAGAACCCAUUUUCAUUCUUUAUCCAUUAGAGGCGCACAAUCUGCAGAACCAGAGAAAGUAGGAAAGGUUACCCAAACCAAAACUCAAGACUCUUCUGACUCCUCCACUAAUGCAAAACCUUCAACCACUGCUCCUAAAAAGCUUCCCAAGAAACCAGUUUAUUCAAUGAAGAAAGGUCAGAUUGUAAGGGUUGAUAAAGAGAAGUAUCUCAACAGUGUAAAUUAUUUAUCUGUUGGGCAUCCACCUUUUUACAAAGGAUUGGACUACAUUUACGAAGACCGUGGAGAGGUCUUGGAUUUAAGAAUAUUUGAGACAGGGGAGCAUGCACUUGUUGCAUGGGUUGGGGUCCCAACUGCACCAGCUUGGCUUCCAACAGAUAUGCUUAUCAAGUUAGUGACGAAUCUGCUGGGCCACUAACACUCAAGCUGAGGUCGAGUUCUGGAAGAAGAGUCGGGCUCAAGACCCAUCAGAGUCUACUAUCCAUCCAUCAGAGCCUACUAAAUAAGUUAACCCCACAGCACACCAUCUAAUCCACGGUUGAAGCAGGCCAGGCUGAUAGAGGGCUCAGACUCAUCACAUAGGAAAGUAAGGGAGCAAAUUCAGCUAUGCUGUAACUCUAUUAGCACGAGCACCGGAAGAAAAUUAAAUGACCUAUAGUGGGCAAGCAGGUACGCCCAUACGUACGGUGUACGGUUGACAGCGACAGGUGGCACUGUAGCAGGACGGUGGUUAUGCGUCACUAGAGAAUAAAAAAAAAAAAGAAAUAAAAGAGGGGAGCACGAUCUACUCAGACUAAGUUUUCUCAUAUACAGAAACUCUACCUUUUUUUGAAUAUCAGAUCAUCAGUUAUAAUUUUUUCAAACUGUUGCUUAGGUUGCUCAAUAACCUACUCCUAACAUUGAGUUCAAAUGCAUAAUUUAGAAGUUGGAUUUAUUUCAGUUUAGUUUAGUUUCUUCACUUAGUAAAUGAUACUGUUUAUCAUUCAGAAGCUGUUGGUUAUUAGCAGCUUGAUCAAAAUUUACUUCUUUCAAUCUUUAGAAAAUU